Anopheles stephensi (Asian malaria mosquito) is the source of this 2427-nucleotide messenger RNA. RefSeq names its product heparan sulfate glucosamine 3-O-sulfotransferase 6 (gene Hs3st-B). Lineage: Eukaryota; Metazoa; Arthropoda; Insecta; Diptera; Culicidae. The record is from RefSeq and is a predicted model, not a curated record. Gene Ontology annotation, molecular function: [heparan sulfate]-glucosamine 3-sulfotransferase activity. The coding region runs from base 435 to 1550 and encodes 371 amino acids. The transcript has 4 exons.
CCCACUCGUGCCCAGUCGUUCGCAAGGUUCUCCGACCUGCGGCACAAAACUCCGCACAAAGUCCUUGGCAUUUCGCUCGUGUGCGGUUGAUAGCCUCCGGGCCGUCUCGUUUGACAGUGUUGACCGUGUGUGGCUGGGCUCUACUGCUGCAGUGUCCGUUCGUCCGCCCGUUGUCCGUGCAGCUGGAACUGGAGCAGAAAGCCGCACAUGGUCCGGCGGACACUACCACAGUGAGUACGUGCGUAAAUAGUGUAUGGGGACAGUAUCCCGGUACGGUGUAAGCAGUCGGCAGCGUAGUGGCCUGUACGCCAAGUUCGUUGCGGUAGUAGUGAACAUCCAUCGAGGACAUUGCGAGAUCUCUAUCAAACGCAUCAGCCUACGCAACCGGAUGCGGGGGAGCUGUCUCCCAGCAACUGCAGCGUCUAACCAUAGAAAUGCAGCACAAGCAACUCAACCGCACGAUCGCAGUUACGACUGGUUUGAUCAUGUGCGCCGUAUACGUACUGUACACGUUUCACGCCUGUUUGCUGUCCGGGAUCAAUCGCAGCUUCAAGCAGACUGCUGCACUUACGAUAGCAUCUACCGUGACCGUUACAACCAUUUCACCUACACCGCUGCCACACGUACGAAUACUCGGUUCCAUUGUACGCAUCGUGCCACUGGUCGAUGACAAUACGCCGAAGCAACCGGGCACCACGUUACGUCUCCUGUCGCCCAACACAACGGACGGUUCGCCCAAGUAUCGCUUUCUGCGCCAGCAAGGACUUCGACCAUCACGUCACCUACCGGACGCACUCAUCAUCGGCGUAAAGAAAAGUGGCACGCGUGCGUUGCUAGAGUUCGUCCGGUUGCAUCCGGAUGUGCGAGCGGCCGGAUGUGAAGUGCACUUUUUUGAUCGGCACUACACGAAAGGGCUUGCCUGGUAUCGGCAUCAUAUGCCGCCCACGAUCGAGGGUCAAAUUACGAUGGAGAAAACACCGAGCUACUUCAUAACGCGUGAAGCACCGCGUCGGGUCCGGCACAUGAACCCAUCCACCAAGCUGCUGGUGGUCGUCCGGGAUCCAGUCACCCGUGCCAUCUCGGACUAUACGCAGGCAAAAAGCAAGAAGCGCGAUAUGAAGCGGUUCGAGGAGCUGGCCUUCACGAACGGGUCGGCUGGCGGUGUGGUCGAUACGAGCUGGGGCCCGGUACGGAUCGGUGUGUACGCCAAGUACCUGGAACGGUGGCUGGAGUGUUUCCCACUGUCCCAGCUGCUGUUCGUAAGCGGUGAACGGUUGAUCGCUGAUCCGGCGGUUGAGAUUGGACGCGUGCAGGAUUUUCUCGGUUUGAAGCGGGUGGUGAACGAGAAACAUUUUUACUUUAACUCGACCAAAGGUUUUCCCUGCUUGCUCAAGUCGGAGGAACGAUCGAGUCCGCACUGUCUCGGAAAAACGAAGGGACGGAAUCAUCCGCGGAUCGAUAGCGUUGCUAUCGACCGGUUGCGGGAGUUUUAUCGGCCAUUUAACCAAAAGUUUUACCACCUUACUGGCAUCAACUUUGGUUGGCCGUAGAUCACCCGUGCCUUUUGACGUGUGUGUGUGUGUGUGUUUGUGUGAGAGAGAGAGAGCUUUCCCGUGAGAGAUAGGAUGAUUCAAGGAAGCGGACACUUUGAGCGAGUGUGUUAGCUCCGUCAAUUAGAAGCGCGCAAUCGUAUGAGCGCACACUGUACAGUAGGCGUGAGCGAUUCCUGUUGAAUUAUCCGGAUCCGGAUGUCAGGCCGAACCGGAACGCGCAAACUUUAGAGCAUUAUAUGCGAGAAUACACAUUUAGUAUACUCAUACACGGUAAGUAGGUGUACAUAGCGAGAAUCAAACAGCAGGACUGACAGAAGGACACGCUACUACGUAUCGGCGAUUGGACCGUCGGUAACCAAAAAAACACAAAGCAAUCGUGAAGAAUCAAGCCGUCAAGGCAUAAGAUAAGCAAACGCGCUCAUGAAGACAGAUAGUUAUAUUAAGCGGAACAUUUACUUCCCUUUUUCAGUUAGUGCUUUCUGAUUUCCUGUCGCUCUAGUCUCUGAGUAUUACGGUCGAAAAAUGAAUAGGCAAACGAACUAUUUUUAGGUCUCAAAAAAGCAUAAGUUUUUCCUUGUUUUCUAUUGCUAUCCGGAGGAAUAUACAACAUUGUCUGCUGUACUGAAUGUAUAUAAUUAAAUGGGGAAAAAUUGAAUACACAACUUAUUUGCCAAAGAGACGAAUGGACUAAUUUAGCAGCAUUUUCUAAUCAUUACUACUAUUGUUACCUUAAAAGACAUGCGGGACUGCGUAACUGUAACUGUGUAAUUGUUACCCUAUGUAUUCUCUCUGUUUUGCUCACGCAGCCCCAUCAAAGUGUACGUCAACCCUGAACGCAUGGCUCCGAAAAUAAAGCAAUACAGUUGGUAACCAA